AUGUGUUACACCCGCGCUUGGAUCGACAUGGCUCCACAAGCGUCUUUCAACAUGGUCGAACACUACCUCGUCCCGCCUCAGCCUUACACCGCACCCUUUCUCGCUCGUCUCAGCACAUUCAUCAUACACGCCCCGCUCGACGACGUAGAGUCUAUGCUCCAGUCACCUUCCACGCGUGAUGGUGAGCUCGCACACAUCAACCCCAACAGCGACGCUCUACGCCCCACGCAAUUCAUGACAACCGUGUGCCAAGGCCUGCUCCAAUUCCUCAACAUGGAAUUUACCUCUGCUGAUCACGCCAGUCCAGAUACCAUCCCCCUCACUUUAUGUCUACUACUCCGCUAUCGCAUCGCGUCUUCAUCCACGUCCCAGCGUGAAGACGAGCAUCGUUUUACCGACCAGAGUUGA
Molecule: messenger RNA, 408 nt
Organism: Alternaria ethzedia
Lineage: Eukaryota; Fungi; Ascomycota; Dothideomycetes; Pleosporales; Pleosporaceae
Exons: 3
Coding region: 1-408 (135 amino acids)
Source: RefSeq, a predicted model, not a curated record